AUGGCACAAACAAGCGGACUGCGAGUCGCACGUCGUUCAGGUGCGGACACCGCGAGCUCAUCGCGCAAGAGCGGACCGAAGAAGCUGUCACGCGCGGCGCGAGCACCUGACGAGUGGUGGCGGCCGGCUGCCGGGGCGCCUUGUAAUUUGAGCGCCGCCGGUAAUUAUUUACGUGAGAAUGGUCUCGCUCCCCGCCGAAACGAAUCGCUGAUUGAGCGCGCCGCGAUGCCGCCUCGAGAUUGCCGCUCGAGCCCCGGGGACUGCACCGCAACUACGUUUUCAGGAAUCGUUGCGUCA
Messenger RNA from Iphiclides podalirius (scarce swallowtail), 297 nucleotides. The record is from the annotation of a GenBank genome assembly. NCBI's taxonomy places the organism in Eukaryota, Metazoa, Arthropoda, Insecta, Lepidoptera, Papilionidae.